Ooceraea biroi (clonal raider ant) is the source of this 3188-nucleotide messenger RNA. RefSeq lists its product as uncharacterized. The record is from RefSeq and is a predicted model, not a curated record. NCBI's taxonomy places the organism in Eukaryota, Metazoa, Arthropoda, Insecta, Hymenoptera, Formicidae.
GGCGAACAUUCAGCUCGGGGACGAAUAACGUACCACGGCGGACAGCGCGUAGUAAAUUCGCAGUUAUGAGCUGCUUGUGCGAGUAUACUCCCGCCUGAUGAUUUACGGGGGACCAUACGGCUGACACGGUAACGCGGUUAAUGGCGUCGCGUCUCUCGAGCGCGUCACACUGAUGAACGGAUAAUUAAUCCCCGAUCUCAUUGCGAUGGUUUUUUUUCGAAAUCUCAGAAACAGACUCGCGAAUCUCUUUGCUGUCUUUGCUAAUCCGCACUCGGGAUAUUAUUUGCGCGCUGCAGCCGCGACUCUUAAUGGCAAAAUUGACUUGAAAUUACUUCCUUUUAGCACUUGUGCGUUGCGAUUUUACUAUUGUGACAAUAACGCCUCGUCUUUCCUAUCUGUUUUUCACGAAUGUCAUUCGAACCAUGUUUAUCUAACAAAGUUGAUUCAAUUAUUAGAUAAUAAAACUGGAAAUAAUAAUAGAUUAUUCGUAUAUAAUUCUGAUUUAAGAUGUAACUUUGUUAAGUGACAUGCAAGAUUUAAUUAAUUAUGAGAUGCAACCUUUCUAUCGCGAUAUUUCGACACGAAAUUCGGAAUUGAUUAACGUUUUGUUUGAUUAUAUAUAUACAUAACGAUGAUAACAUUAAUAAUAUUUUACAAUGAAAUUAUUUCAUUUUUGAGCCAUUUGACACGUUUAUUCCCUUUCGCACGUUUCUGCACGAUUAAUUAUUAUCGUGUCAUGUGGAAAAUCACAUUUGUAGCGAUGAUGCUGGCUUGUGCUUGCAAAAUGAUAUAUUAUAGAUAACAGGACAUUCGACUCUGAUAAUCGAAACUAUAUACCAUCAACUAUAUACCGAUUAGAGCCGUAUCAAUAAUCUCCUUAAUUAUAUAACUUGUGUAAAAUACAAACUUUGCUUUAAUUCAUUGCGAAAGAUUUAUUUCUUGAGACUGUGUGCGUCAUGUAUGCAAAUUGUUUACGUGGAAUCAGGCGGAUUCAAGGAAUGGCUUCAGAGGAAACAUAAAGAUAUCUCUGUCAUAGCACAGAGAGAUUUCAUAUUUUUUAUUUUUACAAGAUAGAGAAAUUUCACUUUGUAGAUACCUCCAAAUGUCUUUAAUUUGUAACGACUCAAUAUGUUGUCAUUAAUCGGAGUUAGUUUGAAUGUGCGUCUCGUAGAAAAAUAUUUUCACGUGACCAACGUAUAUAAUACAUUUUGUAUGUGAAGACGAUAUUGAUCGAGCGGUUAGCCUUGGAAACUACCUCUUGCGACUAUCAGCUUAAACGCGAUGUAUAUUUGCACUUCUUCUCGCGCGUACAUGUCUUGGCACUUCAAAAUGUCGGCUGUUGAUUUACCGUCACGCGUAUUAACCGAUAAUGAUAUCAUCUGCGCGAGAUUUCUAUUGGACAUGAGAUGCUGAACUCGAGAAGAUAAUCAAGGAGAAAAUAAUCCACGAUUAAUAAGCCUCCGUUGAUCUUAUCAUUGCCGUUCGUGGAAAUGUUUUACUCACGUAGAAAAUGAGCAUUAAGCUUCAACACGUCUCUUUUAAAAUAAUGAAGUGACUAAAAAUAUCUUCGUGUUAUUUAGAAGAUACUGAAUAUCAAAGAAGGAUAGUAUAAUUUACAUGCAAGAUUCGCUCGUUUCGAAAACUUGUUUUCUGAAGGAAAAGCGACUUUCGAUGUAAACCAGAGGUAACCACUUCUAGUCGAGUGGCUUUUCGGUACGUUAUAGUUCCGCUACAAGACCGUCCGUGUAAUUAACCCCCUAAAGUUAAUUAAUUCCCCGUGGAUGAGAUAUAUUAUGCAUGCUGCAUUAUACUAAAACAACUAAUGCCCGGAUUUCGUUGCGGUUGAAAAUCUAAUAUGCAAUUAUGUCAGCUCGAGUUUUUGAAAAUCCCCGAUUUAACGUGAAAAAGGAUUUUACACCUGAUCAUACGUUCAAAUACAUGUCUGUUUAACGUUUAUUGUCGCUCUCGUUAUGGCUAAGCAAGGUGAGUUCUCCCGCUUCGAAUCAUUUUCGAACCGGUUGUGAUCAAGUACAAAUAUAAAUACAACGCGAAUGCUAAAGGGUGAAUAAGUUUUGUGCGGUUCUCGAACAUGGCACGCCGUGUUUCUCCCGUUCAAAUAUAUGCCUGUUUGGCGUUCGUCGUCGCCAUCGUUGCGGCUGGCAAAAAAGAAUGCGAUCAAUCAAAGUGUCCGGGUCCGUUGGCGUACUACAAAUCGCUGCAUUGUACGCCGGUGUACAAAAACAAAGGCGACUGUUGCGCGAUAAAAUACAACUGUGAUCAUCUCAAGAUAAGGUCUCCAGACAAGUGUUACGUCAACGAUAACGUGUAUGAGAUCGGAGAUAAACUGAAGCCUGAAGACGCGAAUCCUUGCGACAUCGGAUGCACUUGUAGUCGUGGAUACGAUAAUGUUGCCACGUUUGUUUGCGCCGUUGUCGAUUGUUUCUUCAAACCUAUCUACUCCAACCCUACAAACCCUACUACAAACUACUGCUACAAACGCAACGAUCCGACAAAAUGUUGUGGCGGCUCAGAAGAAGUGUGUCCUAAGACACCGGAAGACCGAGCUACUUGCAUCGUAGAUGGAGUAACGUAUAAGGAUGGCGAGUACUUCAACGUAAAAGACAAAUCAGAAUUGACCUGCGUUUGCCGACCGGGAUACAAAGGUAAAAAUGUCGAACCCUUCUGCAUCAAACCCAAACGAAGUUAUUGCAGUCCCGAUUUCCGCGGCGCAGGGAACAUUUAUCAUAAUUGCGCUCCGGUUUAUGGUAGCAGUGAGUUGCCUCAGGCCAAUUGCACCUUCGACAUGCGAUGCCAGAAUGACAAGGACAUCGUCAUUCGUAAACAUGACAACUUGAAAUUUGACGAAGCUCCGAACGAAGCGAACAUGUGUCUGUUUGGUAAUCUCAAGAUGCAUGUCGGUGACCAGCUGAAACAAGACACAGACUUUUCUUCCAAAUGUGUCAAGUGCAUUUGUGAAGUACCACCCAUACCGACCUGCCAGCGUAUGCCAUACGACGAAUGCGAUUAGACACAAGGUACAACAAUGCAGGCAUCAUCAGUUUUUCAGACUUGCGAUAAUCAAAUGAUAUUACUUUUAUUAAACUUGUUAAAUUUUAAAAUCUGUUAUAAAUAUACGCGAUAAUUGUGACCUUUUAAUUUGAAUAAAAUCUUACAUCUUUUCAAGCAUA